UUGUCAAGCAAUAGAUACAUGCAUCCUGACUCGUGAUUUAAUGGUUGCGGGGUGCAUGUGGCUGAAAGCUUAGUUCGGACUUUUUGGAGCGAGUGGACUGAGAGUGAAUCGCUACGUGGCCGCAGCAUUGCACGUAGCCGGCAGCAAUGGGGCAAUAAACGGCUCGAACACAUUGGAUUGUUUAGGAUGCUGUUGAACCAGUGGAGUGCUGGUCUGCUGCUGGCGACCUUCGCAGCAGCGCAAGAUACAUCGGUCUUCACUCAAGCCAGCAACGAUUCUCUGCUAUGGGGCCCCUACAAGCCCAAUCUGUAUUUCGGAGUUCGCCCUCGACUUCCAAAAUCGUUAGCGACUGGCCUGCUAUGGUCGCGAGUUGAGGACUUUAGCAGUGUCCAGCACAAUGUCCGACAUACGUGCGAGCAACAUGAAGGCAUGGCCGGAUAUGGCUGGGAUGCGUACAACCCUCGAACCGGCGGCGUGCAGACGGUGCGUGACAGAGGCAAUGGGAUCGACAUUGAGACCAGCUUUGUCAAGUUCGACGAUGGUAAAGGUGGCUGGGGCGCGAGGAUCAAGGGUGCGCCAAGGGAAGACGCUGAGCCAUUGUCUGGCAGCCAGGGAGGACCGCAGACGCUGAAGACGGCAGUUUGGUUUACCAUCAGUAUGGAGGGACUUGGCCUGGUGGAGCCUGAGGGGACCGAAGAGGCUGAGGAGCUUGGAUACGAGGGCGAUGUCGUCUUUAGCGGUCAAUCGACCGAUUUGGGCGAGUUCAAGCUGACCGUCACUGAGCCCACGACUAACUCGCAUCCUCUGUCUAACCACCCAUCGUAUCCAAGCAAGCCGCUCGACCACACAUUUGUGCAGUCCAUGCAAGUCCCAGACGAUGCAUUGUGGCAAGGAAAAGCCAUAAUUUUCAGUUCCAUGAAGACAACCAUCGAUGGCUACGUCGAGGAGUAUACGCAAGAUGACAUGCCACCACCGUGGCAGACCUAUACGAUUCCAAACCGACCUGGAGCCGGCAAUAUGCACGUAGUGCAGAAAGUCUUCGAGGGUGCUUUUGAGUUCGACGUAACUUACCAGCCAUCUACUGCGGAGACUUUGAUGACUUCCUCUGACCUCACCAAAGCCAUCACAAGUGUUGUUGGUGCGUUCGACAAGAAAUACCGUUCUGUGCUUGCGCCGAAAAGUCCGUACACAUCCUCCGACUACCUACGCUUCAGCAAAAGUUUGUUCUCUAAUCUUAUUGGUGGCAUCGGCUAUUUCUAUGGUGAUCAACUGAUCGACCGCUCGUACGAUCCGGCAUACGAAGAGGAGAACGAAGGCUUCUAUCAUGACACUGCUGAAGCCCGUGGCUUGAACCGCCAGGCGCUUGAGGGCCCGUAUGAACUGUUCACCUCGAUUCCUUCCCGUCCUUUCUUCCCGAGAGGCUUCCUAUGGGAUGAAGGGUUCCACCUCCUACCAAUCAUAGACUGGGAUCCGGAACUGGUUAUGCAGGUCGUGUCGAGUUGGUUUGGUACAAUGGACGAAGAUGGCUGGAUAGCGCGAGAGCAGAUCCUGGGCGCCGAAGCGCGCAGCAAAGUACCGGUCGAUUUUCAGGUGCAGUAUCCGCACUACGCAAAUCCUCCUACGCUCUUCAUGGUGCUUGAAGCCUUGCUUGACAAGUUUGCCACUUCAAGCGAUGCCUCCGGGUCCACUCAGCAAGUUUUGGCCGACGGCGAUAAGAUACUCAAAGCAUGGCUGAAGGAGAUGUACCCGCUCUUGCAGCGGCACUUUCAAUGGUACCGUCGCACGCAAUGGGGCGACCUCAAGUCAUAUGAUCGUCCUGCUUUUAGUUCAAAGGAGGCGUACCGCUGGCGCGGCCGCUCCGUGCAGCACGUCCUUACCUCUGGCCUCGAUGACUACCCACGCCCGCAGCCUCCGCAUCCUGGUGAACUACACACUGACCUCAUGAGCUGGAUGGGCCUAAUGGCGCACUCGCUCCAGCGUGUCGCGGCCUACAUCUCCGAAACUGAAGACGCAGCGAAGUACGCCAAGAUUCAUGAGGCCAUCAGUAAGAAUGUAGAUGACCUGCACUGGUCUGAGAACGAGAAGACGUACUGCGAUGCGACGAUUGACGAAUAUGAGGAGAAUGUGCUUGUGUGCCACAAGGGCUACAUUUCCAUCUUCCCAUUCAUGACCGGUCUCGUCGGACCAGAGAGUAAGCACUUGCGCGAUGUUCUGGACCUCAUCGCCGACAGAGAGGAGCUUUGGAGUGAGCACGGCAUCCGCAGUCUGAGCCGCAAGGACGAGCAUUACGGUACGGAGGAAAAUUACUGGCGCAGUCCGGUUUGGAUGAAUAUGAACUAUCUCAUCGUCUCGCAGCUUUACAUUACCGCUACGCACGCUGGGCCCCACCAGGGGCAAGCGUCACGGAUGUACACUCAACUCCGGAAGAACCUUAUUGAGACCGUCUACAACUCAUGGCGUGACACUGGCUUCGCUUGGGAGCAGUACAACCCGGAGACAGGAGCUGGGCAGCGGACGCAGCAUUUCACGGGGUGGACGAGUCUGGUGGUGAAGAUUAUGGCAAUGCCGGAGAAGGCAGAGGUGGAAACUGAAAGUGCGGAUGCGGAGAAGGUGCAGAGCAAAGAGCGAGAUGAGCUGUAGAGUAAGUGCUCGGGCAGUGUACAUCGGAAAUGCCCAAAGAAUAGAGUAUAAAGAGGACACAGCUUUGCGAUCAGAAAGGUGACGAGGCGAACCCGGAAAGCGGUCAAUGUCUCUUUCCAGGCGGGCCUUGAGACCGUGGCAAGACAUGUGCAAAAUCAUUCCCAAGCUCUCUCUAAAUUGACAAGCUAUCACGGACCCAUGGAGUCCUUAGGACCCCCAUAAUUCUGAGUGUUGAGCUAC
Messenger RNA from Baudoinia panamericana UAMH 10762, 2880 nucleotides. Its product is annotated as glycoside hydrolase family 63 protein. The transcript is spliced from 3 exons. The coding region runs from base 187 to 2640 and encodes 817 amino acids. Gene Ontology annotation, cellular component: endoplasmic reticulum membrane. The record is from RefSeq and is a predicted model, not a curated record. Gene Ontology annotation, molecular function: Glc3Man9GlcNAc2 oligosaccharide glucosidase activity. Gene Ontology annotation, biological process: protein N-linked glycosylation; oligosaccharide metabolic process. Lineage: Eukaryota; Fungi; Ascomycota; Dothideomycetes; Mycosphaerellales; Teratosphaeriaceae.